AUGGCUGGCCCCGCCUCUCCGGGCACCGAAGGCCCCACGUUCGAACCACCGCAAUUGCCUCCCGGCUGGAUCGCGCAAUGGGACGGCACGAGCAAAAAGUACUACUAUGUCCAGCUCUCCACCGGCGUUUCUCAAUGGGACACGCCUACGCAGGCUGCACCUGGCGGCACUCCUGCCGGACCUGAGCAUCCGUAUGGAGUACCUGGCCAGCAAGAACUCAUCACGCACCCGGAUGGCACACAGACUGUUAAGCACGCUGAUGGGCGCAUGGAACCUCUGCUGCCGACUGACGGUAGCAGAGGUGUUGACGGGCCUUCAGGGGAGAGGGGUAUUGGCAGCUUUGCGACGAACAUACUCCUAAACCAGUUCUCUAGCGGCCAUGGAAAGCAAUCCCACGGUUCGAGUCCUCUUGGCGGCAUUGCUGGACAACUGAUGGGAGGCCUCUCUGGUCAUGGGAACAGCAAUCAGGGCAGUUCGCAUGGCAAUACCAAUAGCCAGGGAAGCAGUAACCCAGCCGGAAAACUUGUCGGCGCACUGGCGUCGCAGAUUUUCUCAAGUGGAAACAAGCAACAACAACCCCAGAACUACCAUGGUGGACAAUCUCAACACUCCCAACACUCCGGUGGCUUUGCUGGCUCUAUGAUGGGCGGGGUUGCGAAUAUGUUUGGUGGGAGUCAAGGACAUUCUGCUAACCAGAAUUACGGUUAUUCCAAUGCCGGCCAAUCGGGAGGGUAUAGCGGCCAAGCACCUCCGACAUCGUACCAACCGCCGAACGCAUCGACCCCUUCGUACAGUUCACCGCAAACUAAUAGUCAACAUGGCAACGCUUCGUACAGCAGCCAACCAACUCAACAACAUGGAACGCCCUCCUUUCCCCCGCCGCCUGGCCAACACGGCGGACAGCAUGGCGCCCCAUCAUACGGUGCUCCCGGUCAACACAACGCUUCCUACAACAGUCCCCCUGGCCAAGGUUACGGGCAUAGCCCGGCGUCCCAAGGCCAACCGUAUCCACAACAACACUCGUAUGGCUCUCCUGCACCGGGCCAACAACACCAACCUCCGUACGGGUCCGUCAAUCAGCAUUACCCACCACCUCCCGGUGCCUACCCUUCCUCAACCGGGCAACACGCUUAUCCAGGACAACCCUCGUAUGCUGGAGGAAAUGCACCACCGGUACCGUCGGGCACGCAUCCGCAUCACGGCCAACAGGGCGGAUACCAACAGAAUUGGUAA
Pseudomassariella vexata is the source of this 1233-nucleotide messenger RNA. RefSeq lists its product as uncharacterized. Gene Ontology annotation, molecular function: protein binding. The transcript has 4 exons. Lineage: Eukaryota; Fungi; Ascomycota; Sordariomycetes; Amphisphaeriales; Pseudomassariaceae. Bases 1 to 1233 code for a protein of 410 amino acids. The record is from RefSeq and is a predicted model, not a curated record.